AGCAGACAAUUGCAAGUUUUUGGAAGUUUGUCAUUAUAUUAUUUGUUAAAAUUAUUCGUAUUUUUUAUAAAAUGGAAACAUUAACUCGUAUUACCAGCACAUUCGAAAAUGUAAGAAAUACAAUCAAAAACAAAAAUUCGUCAGAGCGCCUCCAAAGCCUAAAGAAGGACAUACAGAGCCUUAACACCGAACUGGUAGUAUUGGGAAAGGAAAACCAUGAUAACUACAUAAGAUCCCUCGCUAUGGAGGGUUACCUCUCCCUUUUAUCUGCUAAGACAAUACCUAUAUCUCUAAUGGAGAAGAGAAAUAACCUACAAUCUGCAUACGACAAAAUAAAACCGUAUGCUCUUAGAGACGAAUGCCUUUUCAUCUUACUGAGAAUUCAGAAUCUUUUGUGUUACUACCUAAUUCAACUUGAUCAGGUAACUCUUGCACGCGAUCUGUUGGAGAAUAUGGAAGAUCUUUAUGACAAAAUAAGCAAGUUUCAACCUGACAAGUUCCUGGAUGCCGAGGACUUAUUUACUACCGAACCUCUCGAAAAGAUCAAACGAGUCAAUCCAGAAAAGAUUGAUAAAGUCAUUACAAACAAUGUACAGAUGCAAGCUUUUUUAUAUAAUAAAUUAAAUUUACCUCAGAAAUAUACACUAUACAACCAUACUGCACUAAGGAGACAGUUGGAAAUGAAAGAGGGGACACCUCAGGACUGGGCCCUGAGGACUGCUAGACUUGGUAACUAUUUUACUUAUCUCAAUCAAAUUGGUAAUGCUCGACAUCAUCUCUGCGCGGGUUAUCACGUAUUGAGAACUUGCCAUGACAACUGUAAACUGAUGCCAGAGGAAUUUGUGCUGAAAAAGGCAGAUUUUGAAAUGCAUUUUUUAGAACUGAGCCAUCAUUGGGUUAAAUAUGGGUUGACUCUCUUCAAACUAUCAAAGAAGAAAAUAUUAAACAGAUAUUUCACCCAAACUACAUCCAGAGCAGAUUUAUGGAAGACUGUAGACUUGCUAGACGAGCACGUGGAAAAUGUCGACAAAUUUGAUGAUGAGAACUUAAAAGAUCAAGGUGCAGAGAAGACGGGUAAAGGAGAUUGUACCACGGAAAAUCUAUUUACUUUCCCAUCUUUGGACUUGAAAGAAAUGGAGACCAAGGUACCUCUAGACAUAGUCUGCAGCGUAGAAGAAGCUCGAAAACUCUUCGCAUUUACGCACAAGUGGUUGAUGAGAGCGAAACAUUAUUAUGAUUUUGAACACCACUCUGCUCAGUAUAUAUCAUGUUCACUGCAGCUCGCUGAACUGUAUGAACACUUGGCAUUCUUUGAACGAAAUAUAGACAAUCAGUACAGCAUACAGAAGAGAAGAGCCGACGUGCUGGAAACUUUGAACUCUUUGCUGAAGAGCUGCGACAACGUAAUGUCUGUUCAAAUAGACGUGAUAAGGGAGCUGUCUCAGGUACAGUUAGAGCUAAUGACUCUGAACUUACAAAAAUUAUGGCGCGAAGAAUCACAGACUAACAUUUUUAACCGGGAUACUGAUGCUGAUUCGAUUAUUAAUUCAUUAAAUUCUGAAUCAAAUAAAACCUUAACCGAAAAAACAUUGAAUACAUCGUGCAAGAACAUGUUCCUAAGAAAAAUGGAGGCGGCCACAUCUAUAAACGGAAAACUUUUCAGGCUGAGUGGACAACUGGGUGCGAGGACUCCUUCACAGUUGAGUCUGGGUGCUGCCUUUUUAAACAAUUAGUUAUUUCGGCGAGUUUGAUCAACGGAGAUUCUUUGCGUGAUAUCGAUGGCUGAAUUUCACUUACCUAAAGCAACUUUAUAAUAAUAUAUUUUUAACCACGGACUUAACAAAACUUAUAUAAAUUGUUUCAACUUUUUUAAAAUUUACAAAUAAAA
This is a messenger RNA of Achroia grisella, 1888 nucleotides long. It is a transcript of the gene L130, whose product is annotated as KIF-binding protein-like. The record is from RefSeq and is a predicted model, not a curated record. The transcript has a single exon. Bases 72 to 1733 code for a protein of 553 amino acids. NCBI's taxonomy places the organism in Eukaryota, Metazoa, Arthropoda, Insecta, Lepidoptera, Pyralidae.